GCCGGGCCGGGCUUCACUCGCCGCCUUGCGCCCGGACCCGGAGCGGGAGCGCCGCGGAGCACGGCCGCGGAGGGGGCGCUGCGCUCGGGCUGCCCGAUGCGUGGACUACCUGCCGCCGCCGCUCGUGCAAUAUGCUGCAGCUCCGGAGCGUCUAAGCCGAGUCGCCACACCGCUGCCUGGGCUGGAUCACAGCGCUGCCUUUCCUUAUGAAGAAGACACAAACUUGGAUUAUCACUUGCAUUUAUCUUCAGCUGCUCCUAUUUAAUCCUCUGGUCAAAACUAAAGGGAUCUGCGGGAAACGUGUGACUGAUGAUGUGAAGGACGUUACAAAAUUGGUGGCAAAUCUUCCAAAAGACUAUAAGAUAGCCCUCAAAUAUGUCCCCGGGAUGGAUGUUUUGCCUAGUCAUUGUUGGAUAAGCGUGAUGGUGGAACAGUUGUCAGUCAGCUUGACUGAUCUUCUGGACAAGUUUUCAAAUAUUUCUGAAGGCCUGAGUAAUUAUUCUAUCAUAGACAAACUUGUGAAAAUUGUGGAUGAUCUUGUGGAGUGCACAGAAGGAUACUCAUUUGAGAAUGUAAAAAAAGCACCUAAGAGCCCAGAACUCAGGCUUUUUACUCCUGAAGAAUUCUUUAGAAUUUUUAAUAGAUCCAUCGAUGCCUUUAAGGACUUGGAGACGGUGGCAUCUAAAAGUAGUGAAUGUGUGGUUUCUUCAACCUUAAGUCCUGAAAAAGAUUCCAGAGUCAGUGUCACAAAACCAUUUAUGUUACCCCCUGUUGCAGCCAGCUCCCUUAGGAAUGACAGCAGUAGCAGUAAUAGGAAGGCCUCAAAUUCCAUUGGAGACUCCAACUUACAAUGGGCAGCCAUGGCAUUGCCAGCAUUCUUUUCUCUUGUAAUUGGGUUUGCUUUUGGAGCCUUAUACUGGAAGAAGAAACAACCAAAUCUCACAAGGACAGUUGAAAAUAUACAGAUUAAUGAAGAGGAUAAUGAAAUAAGUAUGUUGCAAGAGAAAGAGAGGGAGUUUCAAGAGGUGUAAUUGUGGCUUCUAUCAACACUGUUACUUUCGUACCUUGGCGGGUAACAGUUCAUGUUUGCUUCAUAAAUGAAGCAGCUUUAAACAAAUUCAUAUUCUGUCUGGAGUGCAGACUGCAUUUUUAUCUGUUCUUGCUACCCAUGACUCUAUAUGGAUGAUUCACAAAUUGGAACAAAGUGUUUUACUGUGAAACUGGCACUGAAUUAAUCAUCUAUAAAGAAGAACUUGCAUGGAGCAGGACUCUAUUUUAAGGACCUGGGGGACUUGUGGUCUCAUUUAGAACUUGCAACCGAUGUUGGGAGAGAAAACACGCGUCCCAGACUGCAUGCACCAUUUUGUAUGCCUCCAGAAGUGUCUAAUUGCUGAAAAGCCACAUAGCUUUAUUUUCAGUUACAACCUGUGGUUCAUAGUUAUCUUGGUCUCUGCAAGUAGAUUUUAUCCUGAAUAGUGGAGAGGUAAUAAUUUUUCUUAAAGGGAUCUGGAAAAACAUUUAAAAACAAAUGAUAGCAUCAACAACUCUACAUGUAGAAAGCAGUGGAAACAAAAUGAUUGGAGUAGGCAGCAUGUCAGCCUUGUAGAUGCUAAUGGUCUGGGUCUGAUCUCAGUCUCUUCUCAGCAUAAACCUACAUCCCACUAGACAAAUGGACAUGGUUAGCUGGAUCUAUCCAUGUCUGGGAGCCAGUACUGAAUUAGAACAGUGAUGCCAUCAACAAAAUAAAAAAAUGAAAAAUAAAAAAUAAACACCUACUGAAUGGGAGAAAGUAAUUGCAAAUCAUACAUCUGAAAAGGGGCUAAUACCUAAAAUCUACAAAGAACUCCUACAACUCAAUAGCAAGAAAAUCUAAUGAAAAAAUGGGCAGAAGAUCUGAAUAGACAUUUUUCCAAAGAAGACCUACAUAUGGCCAACAGAUAAAUGAAAAGAUACUCAACAUCAGUCACCAGAGCAAAUCAAAACCACAAUGAGAUAUCCCCUCAUACCUUCAGAAUGGCUAUUAUCAAAAAGAUGAAAAUUAUUAGGAUGUGGAGAGAGGGGAACCCUUGUGCACUAUUGGUGGGAAUGUAUAUUGAUGCAGUCACUAUGAAAAAUUUUGGGGUUCCUCAAAAAAUUUAAAAUAGAAUUGCUGUAUUAUCUAGCAAUUCCCCUUCUGGGUAUUUAUCCAAGGAAAAUGAAAACAACACUUAAUUCUAAAAGAUAAAUAAACCCCUAUGUUCCUUGGGUUAUUAUUUACAAUAACCAAGAUAAGGAAACAAUGUAAGUCCACCAAUGGAUACAUGGAUAAAUAUGUGUGUACACACACAGGAUUGUUCAGCUCUAAAGAUGAAAUCUUACAAUUUGUGACAACGUGGAUGGAUCUUGAGGGCAUUAUGCUAAGUGAAGUAAGUCAGAACAACAGAUAUUAUAUGAUCUCACUUAUAUGUGAAAUCUAGAAAAGUAAAUUAAAAAUACCGAGCUGAUAGAUACAAAGGACAGAUUGCUAGUUACAAGGGAUGGGGUGGGGGGAGAAAUGAAUGAACUGGGUUUUUUGUUUUUAGUUUAAGUUGAAGAAAAACAUUCAAAAAAAAAAAAAAAACCCUACCACUCCCCCUAAAA
This is a messenger RNA of Nyctereutes procyonoides (raccoon dog), 2619 nucleotides long. It is a transcript of the gene KITLG, whose product is annotated as KIT ligand. Gene Ontology annotation, biological process: positive regulation of cell population proliferation; cell adhesion. Gene Ontology annotation, molecular function: cytokine activity; stem cell factor receptor binding. NCBI's taxonomy places the organism in Eukaryota, Metazoa, Chordata, Mammalia, Carnivora, Canidae. The record is from RefSeq and is a predicted model, not a curated record. The transcript is spliced from 10 exons. Bases 207 to 1031 code for a protein of 274 amino acids. Gene Ontology annotation, cellular component: plasma membrane.